This is a messenger RNA of Lactuca saligna, 1160 nucleotides long. The record is from the annotation of a GenBank genome assembly. NCBI's taxonomy places the organism in Eukaryota, Viridiplantae, Streptophyta, Magnoliopsida, Asterales, Asteraceae.
CUAAAUGACUAAAUAUAUCCACCCAAAAAUGAGUAAUUGGAUUUGUCUAUUAGAGAUCUUGGGUUAAAUCAUUUAGGCCCAAAUGUAUGAUCCGGUUAAUGAAAAUGCUACGAUGCCAGCGCCGAAUUGCUACUCAAUCAAUGGUGAUGGAGGUAAUGCGACGGCUGUCGCAACGUAUCCCGUCGAAGCCACUCACCGGUGAAUGUUUCAGGCUCGGCAGAACCACUCCGUUUCUUCACACUAGAACCCUAAUUGCCCAAUCCCAAAAUAAAACUAUUUCCUCCAACCCCGCCAUUAACGCGGACUUCAUCACGGCUAGUAGAGGUUUCAGCUCUCCUUCCACUGUUCAUAAUCCAUCAAGUUGGUUAGGUGGGUUGGUGAAGAAGAAGAAGGUUAUAGAUUUGCCCUGUAUCGUGAAAGCCGGUGACCCGGUUCUUCACCAACCCGCUCGAGAAGUCUCGCCUGAAGAAAUCGGGUCGGAUCGUAUCCAGAAGAUUAUUGAUGAUAUGGUGCAGGUGAUGAGGAGACGACCUGGGGUUGGCCUUGCUGCUCCCCAAAUUGGCAUUCCUUUAAAAAUUAUUGUGUUAGAGGAUCUUAAAGAAUACAUCGCUCAUGCACCAGAGGAAGAGAACAAGGCACAAGACAGACGUCCUUUUGAUCUUUUGGUUAUUUUAAACCCAAUACUUAGAAAGAAGAGCAACAAAUCUGCAUUCUUUUACGAAGGCUGCUUAAGUGUUGAUGGAUAUAGAGCAAUGGUGGAAAGGUUUGUAGAGGUAGAGGUAAGGGGUUUAGGUCGAGAUGGGAAGCCCAUGAAGGUGGAUGCAUGUGGAUGGAAGGCUCGUAUUUUACAACAUGAGUGUGAUCAUUUAGAGGGAACUUUGUAUGUCGACAAAAUGGUGAAAAGAACAUUUAGGACAAUUGAGAACUUGGACUUGCCUCUUGCUAAUGGAUGCCCUAAAUUGGGUGUUCGAUAGCAUUUUGUGGUUGUGCUUUCAAGAUGUUGUAGUAGAUUUAUGUUUUUUUUUUCAAAUGAGACUUUUGAAUAUACUUGCAUCGUAGGAGUUUUAAUCUGAUGUGGAUUUGGCUCUUUUUGUGGAUUGUAUCUUAUUUAUAUCUAACAUGAUAGUCUUGUGGGGCAAAGAGUAACUUUGAAAUAUCGG